Messenger RNA from Magallana angulata, 1458 nucleotides. Its product is annotated as tRNA (adenine(58)-N(1))-methyltransferase non-catalytic subunit TRM6-like. Lineage: Eukaryota; Metazoa; Mollusca; Bivalvia; Ostreida; Ostreidae. Bases 29 to 1393 code for a protein of 454 amino acids. The transcript has 12 exons. Gene Ontology annotation, cellular component: tRNA (m1A) methyltransferase complex; nucleus. Gene Ontology annotation, biological process: tRNA methylation. The record is from RefSeq and is a predicted model, not a curated record.
AUGAGCGUAUCUUUUACAUCGACAGAGAAUGGCGACUUCCAAUGAACCCAUGUGUGUUGAUGAGAGAAAAACAUCUAAUGUAACAAUAAAAGAGGGAGAUCAAGCGAUUCUUAAAAAAGGAAAGACAGUUCGCAUUUUCCAAAUUCGAAAGAAGAGAGACAUCUGGUUGGAUAAAAUUAAAUUCUCAUUAGAUGGAGCUGUAGGUCAUUCUUAUGGAUCAACAUUUGUGGUCAAGAAUGGGCAGAUGCAUAAAGUACAGAAAACUUUCAAGGAAGCAGAAGUACUGGGUCCAGAGAAAGGGACAGAUAACAGGGACUUGCAUGAUCUGGACAGCAAUCAAAAGUUAUCACGAGAAGACAUUGAGAAAAUGAAGAAAGAGGGGGCAAAAGGCCAGGAAAUCAUAGAGCAGCUUAUAGAAAACAGUACAACAUUUAAAGGAAAGACCGAAUAUGCUCAAGAGAAAUGGGUGAAGAAGAAAAAACAAAAGCAUGUAGCAGAAUUUACUGUGCUAAAACCAAACACCAGAUUAAUGUGUCAAAUGUACCAUGAGAAAUCUCCAGCUAAAAUUCUAAACAUACGAAUGGACACACUAGCUCAGAUUUUGACGUAUGGUAAUGUCCAUGCAUUUACAAAUGUGGCGGUUGUAGACACUUGUUCAGGACUCGUAGUGGGGGCGGUCCUGGAGAGACUAGGAGGGUAUGGAAAAGUAUUUCACUUUCAUCCAGGAGAGAGACCAGUAAGACCUAUAGUGGACAACUUAGAUUUUCCUCAAGAAUUCUUGGACAAUUUGUACAAUUUUCCAUUUUGUGAAAUUAACUCAUUAAAGUCAGAAGAAGGAAAGAGUGACAAUGUAAGUGACAAUUCUCACGGAGACUCUGUUCCAAGUGACGGUGAUAGUUUGUCAGACACAGCUGUGAAACAGUGUACAGACAGUAAUACAGAGACCAACACUGCCGGGGAUUCCACAGAGAGCCAAGACAAAGACAACACAGACCAGGCUGUGGCAAGGAAGAGAAAAGCAGAGAUGUCGACAAGAGAGGCGAACAAAAUAUUGUAUAGCAAACGGUUGUCUGAGGCUAAGGAACUGCUAUUGAAGCGGAAUAUAGAUUGUUUGAUCAUUGCCAGCAAGUUCAAUCCGACACCUUUAGUGACGACUUUGAUCAAGUACGUGGCUCCCUCUAGACCAAUUGUUGUAUACAGCCAAUACAAGGAGGCUGUGAUGGAUGCCUACGCAUAUCUACGAGAGAUUGGGUGCCUGGUCAAUUACAGGGUCUCCGAGACAUGGCUCAGGGAGUAUCAGAUCCUGCCCAUGAGAACACACCCAGAGAUACAGAUGAGUGCCGGAGGGGGAUAUCUACUCACAGCCACUACAAUAGUCAAAGAGCAAAAGUGAAUGAUGGAUGGGUGGUUAAUGAAAUUAUGUAUCUAUAAAAAAAAUUAAAUAAAUAAAACAUGAUA